AUGCUAAUUUUGUUCAUAGCGGUAUCUCUAUGCUUGCGACAAGAAGGGCGCUCCGCUCCUACUACUCCCUAUUCUGGACAUACAGGUGUUAAUCAACUCGGUGGAGUAUUUGUUAAUGGUCGACCAUUACCUGAUUCGACGCGCCAAAAAAUUGUUGAUUUGGCACAUCAAGGAGCUCGGCCAUGCGAUAUUUCGAGGAUUUUGCAAGUCUCUAAUGGCUGCGUAUCGAAAAUUCUGUGUCGAUAUUACGAGUCGGGUACAAUUAGGCCCCGAGCGAUCGGUGGUUCAAAACCUCGUGUUGCAACAGUCAGUGUAUGCGACAAAAUUGAAAGUUACAAACGCGAACAGCCAUCUAUUUUUGCUUGGGAAAUACGGGAUAAAUUAUUGCACGAAAAGGUGUGCUCUCCCGACACAAUACCUAGCGUAUCAUCGAUCAACAGAGUACUGCGAAAUUUAGCUGCAAAGAAGGAACAGCAAGCAAUGCAAAAUGAUUUCUACGAUCGAGCUCUGCGAUACUCUUCCACCCAGUGGUACAAUCAAUGGCCAAUGGGUGUGACUGGUGCCGUCGGUUUAGCGCAGUUGCCACCUUUAACACAGACUAAUCAUAUUGAUAAGAAGGAUUCUGAAUAUGUCGGCAUGUAUGUGUGUAUGUCUGUAUGUUGUGUACUGGGUAUGUGUGUACGUAUGUGUAGUAUCAGUGAUGCCCGACAGCGCCUGACAGAUGUCAUUCCUAAUUAA
Messenger RNA from Cercopithifilaria johnstoni, 738 nucleotides. The record is from the annotation of a GenBank genome assembly. NCBI's taxonomy places the organism in Eukaryota, Metazoa, Nematoda, Chromadorea, Rhabditida, Onchocercidae.